Molecule: messenger RNA, 419 nt
Organism: Trichomonas vaginalis G3
Lineage: Eukaryota; Parabasalia; Trichomonadida; Trichomonadidae
Exons: 1
Source: RefSeq, a predicted model, not a curated record
GAAAAAUUUUUCCAUCAGACAGGAAAAAAUUUUCCAUCAGACAGGAAAAAAUUUUCCAUCAGACAGGAAAAAAUUUUCCAUCAGACAGGAAAAAAUUUUCCAUCAGACAGGAAAAAAUUUUCCAUCAGACAGGAAAAAAUUUUCCAUCAGACAGGAAAAAAUUUUCCAUCAGACAGGAAAAAAUUUUCCAUCAGACAGGAAAAAAUUUUCCAUCAGACAGGAAAAUAUUUUCCAUCAGACAGGAAAAAAUUUUCCAUCAGACAGGAAAAAAUUUUCCAUCAGACAGGAAAAUAUUUUCCCGACAACUGGAAAAAUUUUUCCUUCCGACAGGACACAAACGAAUGUCCGACGUACCACCAACCGAGUCCAUUCCAAAGCCAGAAGAACCGACAGCCCCAGCACCACAACAGACUUACUAA